Messenger RNA from Helianthus annuus (common sunflower), 3301 nucleotides. Its product is annotated as protein FORGETTER 1. Gene Ontology annotation, cellular component: nucleus. Gene Ontology annotation, molecular function: chromatin DNA binding; histone binding; ribosome binding. Gene Ontology annotation, biological process: regulation of DNA-templated transcription. Bases 1 to 1545 code for a protein of 514 amino acids. The record is from RefSeq and is a predicted model, not a curated record. The transcript has 17 exons. NCBI's taxonomy places the organism in Eukaryota, Viridiplantae, Streptophyta, Magnoliopsida, Asterales, Asteraceae.
AUGGCAGUGACUGUUAUGCUAACAGCUUUGUUCAUGGUUUCAGAGUUCAAGCAAAAGAAUGCUAAAAGAAAAUCUGAUUCAUCCAAAGCAAAGGAAGCCAAAAAUAGCAAAACAGGGGAGGAGCCUGUAACGGAGAAUCGUUGGAGAACAGAGAAUCACACGAAAACGGUGAUGAAGAUGGGAUCACAGUUGCUGAUGAAGAGUGAUUGUUUACUAGCGCAUUCUGACUAUGCAUCUGAGAAAUCUGAUGCUGAAUCUGUGGGCCACUCUCACGCAAGACAGCCGUAUUCAGCAGAAUUACUAAAAAGAUAUGAAACUGCCGUAGAGCAUAAGUCAAAGCUUUUGGACACAAUUCGUACUUUUGACCUUCCAAACAAUCCAUUGGAUGAACUCAUUGAUCAGCUUGGAGGCCCUGAUAAUGUUGCAGAAAUAACAGGAAGACGAGGUAUGCUUGUUAGGGCCUCCAAUGGAAAAGGAGUCACUUAUCAGUUCCGUAACACAAAGGAUGUAACUACGGAAAUGGUCAACAUGCAUGAAAAACGACUUUUCAUGGACGGUAAGAAACUGGUUGCUAUUAUUUCUGAAGCUGGAUCAGCAGGCGUUUCUUUGCAGGCUGAUAGAAGAGCACUAAACCAGAAAAGAAGGGUCCAUGUAACUUUAGAACUACCUUGGAGUGCUGAUCGUGCAAUACAGCAAUUUGGGAGGACUCACCGUUCAAAUCAAACGUGUGCACCUGAGUACAGGUUACUGUUUACAAAUCUUGGAGGUGAACGGCGAUUUGCUUCCGUUGUAGCAAAGCGACUAGCGUCACUUGGAGCUUUGACACAGGGUGAUCGACGGGCUGGACCAUCUCUUAGCGCCUUUAAUUAUGAUAGUUUGUAUGGGAAACAUGCGUUGUAUAAGAUGUAUAGCGGAAUUAUGGAACAGGAUUCUUUUCCAGUUGUGCCACCAAACUGUUCAUUCGAAAAUCCCCAUACAAUCCAAGAUUUUAUUGAAACGGCCAAAGCUGCUCUUGUUUCUAUUGGCAUUAUUAGGGAUACAGUUGUUGAUGAAAAUGGCAAGGUUUCUCGGAAGCUUCGUGGCCGCAUAGCUGAUCCAGAUUGGAAUGAUGUUGGACGUUUUCUGAAUCGGCUUUUAGGAUUACCACCAGAGAUCCAAAACAGGCUUUUUGAAUUGUUUGUUAGCAUCUUUGAUCAUCUUCUUAACAAGGCACGUCUCGAAGGAUAUUUAGAUACCGGCAUUGUUGAUUUCAAAGCUAACACUAUCGAGCUACAAGGAACUCCAAAGAUUGUUCAUACUGAUCAUAUGUCUGGGUCGUCCACCGUACUAUACACUUUUGUUAUGGAUCAAGAUGACAACAAGAUGAUCCAAGGAGUGGGUGUGGAGUCUCUUUAUGAAGAGGAGCUUCAUCAAGCAUGUUGGGAUCGUGGCUUACUUGGAUUGUGCUCGGUUGAUGAAAUGAAGCAACAGAUUCGUGAUUGGUUGGACUUCUCCCUUAACCAUUCAGUACCAUCUUUGUUAGGAUUCUCACACCGAUACUUUUGAGGCUAGAUAGAAAAACGAAAGUCGAUAUCUCUCUAGCUGGCCCAUUUGCAGGGGCCACACUAACACUUUCAAUGUUUGCUGUUGGGCUGCUACUUUCUUUAAAACCAGAAACUACAGCUGAUAUGGUGCAGGUUCCUAGCAUGCUUUUUCAGGGCUCUCUACUCCUCGGGCUCAUUAGUAGAGCAACUUUAGGUUAUACGUACGUCUUCCCGCUUCACAAUAUUGCAAGAUGCUGGAAGAUGUAUGCACACGGUCAUGAUUAUAAUAUCAACUCUAUUUCUAUAAAUAGUGACGGGGAAACGUUUAUUUCUGCGGAUGACCUUAGGAUAAACUUAUGGAAUCUUGAGCCAACAUAAGAAGCUAGCGGAAAAAAAAGGAUGCUGGUGAUUAUCACUCUCGGAAGCUUUGGGGCAAUCACUCAGGUGCUCACAUUCAAUUAUUGAUGUGAAACAUACAUUCUCUCUUAUUUAGAGAAAAAUUCCAAUUUCGUUCCUGACAUUUUUUGCCGGUUUUGCGACUUUCUUCUAAAGGUUUGUUUUUCCGCAUCUGGAUCCAAAAGUUUUGAAGUCUUGCUAUUUUCAUCCAGCUCUUUAACUCCAUCCAUUUUUCUCACUUAAGUCAGGGUAUUUCUGUCUUUUUUGUUAACUUAACUCCAUCCAUUUUUCUCACUCAAGCGUGCCUUUAAAACUAAGACGCGGCCACGCGGGAGUGGAGUCAAUCUGAAAAUCCAUUUUAAAGGGAACUGCUCUUUUUUGCCUUGGCAUGAAUGUCGACCGGAUGCAAUUUACAAGAUUAGUUAAGCAUGAAAAUGUGUUUUUGAGUAAACUUGGGUGAAAUGGAUGUUGACAAUGGAUAUGGGGUUGGUGUAGUUUUUUUUUAAGACACGGGGCUUGUGUUUUUAUUCUCUUUUUGCAAGCUAUGCUUGCACCACUUUUUACAAGGUUGACAUAGUUAGACCAAUUCAAUCCCAUGUGCUUUGAAGACUUAGAAAAGCUUUUUAACAAUUUGGCUACUGCUCUAUAAACUUUUAAUUAUUUAUUUAGUACUUAUCUUUUUUUACUUUUGAUUACUUCUGGUGGUCUCGAUUUGUUUUUCGAUAAAUAAAAAAAAAUCAACAGAAAAGUGUGAAUUAUAGACAGGCUGAUUAGCAUGUUCAACAGUUCAAGGGUAGCAAUAUUGUUCUUUGAUUUGCAUGAUUCUCCCAAUUUAUUUUAUUUAAUUUUUUUUAAUCAUUGGGUACUAACAAACAUCUUUUCAUUUGUUUUAAUUGUGAUAUAUAUAGUUUAGUUGUCUCAGUUUAGAAACAAAGCAAGGCUGAAAACGAUACAAGAUGAUGAUCAAAUGACGAACGACUCUCCAAAGGUACGUUUCAGAUAGGAAGUAGAAAGUUCGACAUUUCCGUCCACAUUAUUGGUUUCUUCACCAGUAAGAACGUCAUUGUGAAUUUUGAUAAAACACCUGUUGGAGGUGAACAACGUAAGAAAGUGACGCGAUAGAUUACUUAUAGUGUGGAUUUGAAGUGUAGGAUCAGCAAUCUAGCUCAAAAGGCUUAUCUUUCCAAGUUUCCGGGUUGAUUAGUUUGAAAUUGUUUAAUGUUUUAUAUCAUCUAACACUAAGAUUGAUUCAUAUACCAUUAAAGAUGCUUAGAGAUGUUGUAUGGGGUGUUUAAUGAAUUGUAACUUUUGGUGCAAAUAUCAAUUCUGGUGAUGUACAAAUCAAAUUGAAAAUUGAAAUUUUGAGGUUUGGAUUGGAUUGA